Molecule: messenger RNA, 955 nt
Organism: Galeopterus variegatus (Sunda flying lemur)
Lineage: Eukaryota; Metazoa; Chordata; Mammalia; Dermoptera; Cynocephalidae
Product: retinitis pigmentosa 9 protein-like
Biological process (GO): RNA splicing
Source: RefSeq, a predicted model, not a curated record
CUCUGAUUUCUAAUAAUCUCCUUCUUGCUGUCAAUUUUGCUGUCAAUUUUGCUUUGAGGAUUACCUUUCCUUUAAUGGUAAGAGAAUAUUGAGCAGAAACGGUAUCUUCUAGAUAUCUACACCUCAAUCCAUGUUUUAUUGCAUUUUAUAUCCCCUGACUUUUGCCAGUAAGACAGUAUAGUCCUUUUCCCCCAAACUUUAAGUAGUGGAGCAGAUGAGGAUGGGGCAGCUCAGAGACAAUCAAUAAAAAUACUUCAAUUUUAUCAAUGGUUUCCUAUAUCCAAUCCUCGAAUAAAAAUAAACUUUCUUUCCCUUUCACUACCUAUUUUCUGUAGGUGUCAGCCUGGAGAAAAAUUGGCUCAUCUCACCUGUAAUCCCUCUUCAUGCUUUCUGACCUCCUUGGUUGGAGUUGCUUAUAAUACCCAAAGACAGGGUCUCAUUUAGCUCACCACUGCCAUGUAAUUUCCUGAUUUGCCUCAAGGCCAGGUGGUUCUGAGAGGAUGAAAACAGGUUGGCAUAGCAAACGGUACUGUCACCGAACAGGGGACAAAGAAUGCCCUGUCUUUAUCAAAGGGAACCAGAAGUUAGAACAGUUCAGAGUGGCACAUGAAGACCCCAUGUAUAACAUCAUUCGAGAGGAUAAAAGACAUGAAAAGGAUAUAAGGAUACAGCAGUUAAAACAGUUACUGGAGGAUUCCACGUCCGAUGGAGACGGGAGCAGCUCCAGUUCCUCAGAAUGUAAAGAGAAGCACAAGAAAAAGAAAGAAAAGCAUAAGAAAAGGAAGAAGGAAAAGAAAAAGAAGAAAAAACGGAAGCACAAGUCUCCCAUGUCACGUGAGAGUUCCGACCUAGAGUGACAAGGACUUGACGUGUUCAGCAGUGUCUUCUCAGAAAUCACACACGGUGGCCGGAGCCCAGAGGAAGAUGCAGGCAGAGCGGAACAGACGGAGACACC